Messenger RNA from Procambarus clarkii (red swamp crayfish), 5108 nucleotides. It is a transcript of the gene spn-F, whose product is annotated as Protein spindle-F. The record is from RefSeq and is a predicted model, not a curated record. Lineage: Eukaryota; Metazoa; Arthropoda; Malacostraca; Decapoda; Cambaridae.
AUUGUCUGCUGUUUACCAGUUAUUAGUCAGUGACUGCUGGAUAGCUUGUUACUCAGUCAUUGUAGAAUCUGGCAAUCUGAUAGUUGAGAAAGUGGCAAUACUGUAUUAUUCAUACUCGGGACUCUGCAUAUUAGUUUCAUGUUUGAUUUUAUGUUGAGUUGUAAUUAUGGCUGAGCCAGUGGAGGAUGAUGUAAGCAUUCUUGGAACUCAAGAAACAACAGAAUAUAUUUCACCCAGCUCUGAUAGCCAAGUCCCUAGCACCGAGUAUCACACAACUGCUUCAGACUAUCGAGUGCCUGAGUACCGCCCGGCUGGGGCACUCAGAGCACCAGUUGUUCCUCCUCAGCCAAGGCAAGAGAGAAAGCACUCAGUAGGUGGAUCAGACCGAGGCACCCCAUAUUCAUCCAGCAGUCCUGUAGCCAGCCCACGGACUCCAGAGAGAGGUUCUAACUAUAACAUAGACGCUUCAGGCUCCACUUACGCUCUACAGGUUGCUCUUAGAAACAUGAAGGAGCGAUACCACAAACUACAGAAGAAAAUGGCACUCAUAGAAGAUGAUAACCAGAGACUUAUUAGUGGAAAGUCUGAGCUUUUUGGAGAAAUUGGAAAACUGCAGGAAAACAGUAUUAAACUUAGAGAGAAAAACUUGCAGCUGAACCAGGAGAUACAUACAAAGCAUCAAGAAUGUUGUUCUCUCAAGGAGAAGUUUUCUUCACUAUCAACAGAGAAUAUGAAUCUCACAAGGCAGUUAGCCAAAACUGCACAAGAAAACAGAAGACUCACGAAGCAGGUCAAUCACCUAAACGAUGAGAACAAAAGAUUGAGAGAAAAGCUGAGCCUUAUAACCACACAAGUCAAAGGUCUGCCGGCAGGAGUGGGUUUGACAGUGUCAGCAGCACAGGUUUUGACGCCUCCAAGGACCAAGAUUGUUCCUCUCUCGGAGGAGCUUGAUAGCUUUGAUGACCCUCCAUCUAGAUUUAUAGCAUCAUACAAAGAUGCUCUAGAUGAAUAUGAGCAGAUAAGCAGUAAUGAGCUGGGUGAUCUGGACUCACCAUGGGGUGUCUCGGAGGAUGAAGACGAACAACUGGUGAUGUCACUACAGUCUGCCACACGACGCAUGAAAGAUUUGCUCUCUAAUCUACAAGAACAAAAUCACAGUCUGGUGCUGCUCUCUCCUAUCUUGAAUUCUCUUCCUUCUUUGUGUGGUUCUCAAACAGCUUCUCAGUUUGAUACCAACUCCGAGUAUAGUCAUCAAAUCAUGCCAAAAGAUGGAACUCUUAAUCAGCGAGACCGUGACUUGUCUACCCUGACAAUCACUCCUUCCACUCAAAGCCAGUUUGAGGAGGGAACAAAAGAUGAAACAGCAGAUGAUGAUGGAAUGUGCCAAAGCCGACUAGCAACAUGUGGAUCAGUUCUUAAUACCAAUUUUACAUCUGCCGGAAUGAAUACUCCGCUGAUGGAUGACAGCAACGGUGAUAAUAAUGUUCACAUGGAUGCAAAUAAUACUGUAGAGGAUCGACCAAACAGUCCGUUUGAUUGGAGACAAGUUCAGGUGAGUGAUGAUGAAGGGCGUGAGAACGAUGUGACAAGACCUUACACACGGACAGUGAGUACGUCACCGGACCCAGCUCUCGAAGAUGAAGAAGACCGCAUAUGUCCUAUGUGUAAUGCUGUAUUUCCUCAUAUUAUUCCUCAGGAAUCAUUUGAAUCUCAUGUUGUCAGUCAUUUUGAAGUUGAGAAUGGCUUUGAAGUUAUUGCUUAAGCAUUUUAUUAUGAUGAUGAGGUUACAGUAAUUUCAUGUUUUGUGAUAGUGAUAAUGAACUUUUUUGGUUUUAACUACAGAGUAUGUUAUUAGUGAAAAGUACCUCUUGUAUUAUUAGAGAACUGUGAUUCUUGAAAUACUCUUGAAUUAAAUACUUAAUAGUGAUGAUAUUUAAAUCCCGUAUAAUAAUAAUUCUGCAUUUAUGUACAAUACAAAUACAUUUAAGUAAAUACAGUAUUAUUUAUGGAGGAGUCUUGUAAAUUUCAAGUGACUCUGAGCAAAGCAAGAAGAGAAAUUUGAAAACAAAUAUGUUGAAUAUGAUAUUAGAAACUUACAUGGCUUUGUUUUUUAUAUGUAAAAUGAAAGGCAUCUUAAUUUUUAUCAAUGCUGGAAUCAGACGCUGACUGUAUGCAUUUUAACCACAGUAUUUGGGAAAGAAAUACUCUUUAAACCUUUUGUGAUAAUAUUUUGUAUGAUUUAUAGUAAGUAUAGAAUUAUUUAAAGUAUAAAAUAGUUUUAACAUAUCAUCAUUCUGACAUCAAUGCAAGAACAAGGUGUUGUAUGUAGUGAAAGGUUCUUUGCUGAUCUAGUGCCUCAGUUUCUUCCCAAGCCAGAUCCUUAUGACUCGCCAUGUAUACCUGGUUGAUACCUGGUUGAUGGGGUUCUGGGAGUUCUUCUACUCCCCAAGCCCGGCCCAAAGCCAGGCUUGACUUGUGAGAGUUUGGUCCACUAGGCUGUUGCUUGGAGCGGCCCACAGAUCCACAUACCCACCACAGCCUGGUUGGUCCGGCACUCCUUGGAGGAAUAAAUCUAGUUUCCUCUUGAAGAUGUCCACGGUUGUUCCGGCAAUGUAUGCAAUAUAAAUGCCAUAAUCUAGUUGACCUGUCGCCCCCACUGUGGCAACGUUCAUUGUACAUGGUCUUGUCAAGUAGCUAGGAUGGGGAGACAAGUGAAGAGCCCAUCUUAUUCUAUCAUUGAAUGACUGCUCACUAUCAUACAAAAGAACAGAAUUAUACACUUAACAACUCUUGGAAACAAUUAUUGGAGUUACAAGGAAAAACAUUUAUGGUGCUGUUAAAUUCUAUCUUGUAACUAACUGCUACACCAGUUGUCACUAAAUGGCAACAUGGACAUAACAAUCAAGGAAGCUGACAGGCAUCACUUGAAGCCAUGCAAGCAUGCUUGGGAAAGCAGUAACCACUAAGAGAAGGAAUGGGAGUAACAGAAGGGAUUUGCUAAGGGAAGAGUAUUUGAUCAUAUUUCUGAGCUAUGUAACCAUUUGGUUGCUCACCCAGUCUACCUUACAAUAUCAGACCAUUACUUUAAAAUUAAAAACAGUUAACAGAAAGCUUUCCCGAGCUGAAGAACAAAGCCAGUGCACAUAGCUCCCUAACAGUUAACACGACUCGUUGACCCUCGGUUCAUGUUCAGUGAGAGAGACUGAACAGACUUGAGCAAUGAUCUUUGUGGAGCUUCAGAGAAAAAUCUAUAACAAUUUAUUGAUUUAUGUAUAUUGUAACUUAAGUUUUUUUUUUUACUGAAUAUUUGUACAUUUUGUAAUAAUAUAUAUAUAUAUAAAUAAUAAAAUACAAAUCUGGUAGUGAUUGACAUUUCACUAAUUAAUCAAUAUUUAAUGUAAUAAAUUUAGCUGCAUAAAUUCUAGUUAAUUUCUGUAAUACUUCAGGGUUAGAGUUAGCAGCAUUUGCUAACCUGCCGGGUGCAUUCACCUAGUUGUACUCGCCUAGUUGUGCUUGGGGGGGUUGAGCUUUAGCUCUUUGGUCCCGCCACUCAACUGUCAAUCAACAGGUGUACAGGUUCCUGAGCCUAUUGGGCUCUAUCAUGGGUGUGUGUUGAGGCCUUAGUACAUUUUUGCAAGUGCAGCAUGUACCUACAUUGACAUACAUGCCCAUUCACAUGCAAAUGUAUACUAUACAUAUAUGUAUGUUGAGUAUGUAUGCAGUGCUAUAUGUGCUGUAUCAUCUUGCCGUACUGUGAUUUGCAAAUAUUCCGUCCACAGGUGUGGAAAAUCAAGAGGUUUUUAACAUUUAAACCAAGCCUGUCAUUAUGCCUUGUUAAAGGAAUAUGACCAAUUAUAUAUACCUAUGUAUAUAUAUUUUUGUUAUCCAGUGCAAUUGGAAAGAUAAUACAUACACUCCCAUAAAAAAUGUACAUGUAUUUCUUCACCUGAUUCCUCUGAUCACCUAGCAGUAAAUAGAUCCCCAGGAAUUUGGCAACUGCAGUGGAUUGCAGCCUAGGGGGGGACCUUACACCUUAUGUCACUGUUCACCUAGCAGUAAAUAGUUACCACAGGAGUUUGGCAAUAGUUGUGAGUUGCAGCCUUGGGAUGGUCCUUAGUUGACCUAGGGAGACUACGAUAAAUCUAGCAGUCUUCAUAUUUCAGACUAGGAAAUCAUCCUGGAUUCAUCCAUUCCAGUUGCAGUAAUUUUCUAGUUCCGCUCAAAGGUGUGUAAAUAACUUUAAACUCUGAGCUUUUAGUAUUGUAUAUCUAGUGCUCAUUCCAAAGAAUAUUCACUACUUAGUUUGUAACAGAUGAUGUUUAUCAAAUUUAUUAUUAUGUUUUAAAUGUAGUAUUAUCUUUUAUUUAAAUGUGUUGGAUAAAAGACCUUCACUUUAAACUGAUUUUUAAUAAUAAAUUAUCUGCAACAAUUUCCGGUGAAAUAUAAAUAAUGAAUUGUACAUUGUUUAACCUAAAUGCCAGAUAUGUUGAUGAUCAAUUUCUGUUUCUAUUCCAUAUCUUAUUGUCAUUCUUUUUGUAUUGAAACUAAUCUAUUAAUGUAAUAAUUAUGCACUGCAAGAUAUUUCCUGCAAACUUUUCAAAGAUUUGGGGCAUGUAAAUUCAGACAUGCUGAAUUUGUUAAUUAAACCCACGUUCAGAGUGUUAUCAUAGAAGUUCACUCAUACGCAAGUUAGAGUGCGAGAUUCUCACAACCAAGGUGAUACUUUGUCGCACGAUGCCCAGAUAUCACACACACUGUAUUGUAUACACUUUUUAGAUUUCUUUCUUGCAUUAUGGCAACUCCCAUGUGUUCUGCACUUAACAUCUUAUUAUAUAUGUAGGUGUAAAGUGGCAGAUUUGUUCCCAUUUUUUUUGUUCUUGUUUGCUCCCCUUGGUGCAAGAUUAGUCAGGAACUCAUACAGUAUAUGCAAUGUAUGUAUAUAAAUUCCUUAACAGUGUAUGCAUAGUAUGUACAGUAUAUGCAAGAUACAUAUGUAUGGUACAAGUAUGUAACAGAAUAAGAUUUUUUUUUUGUACAGGACUGCUCUCUGUUUCACAGCAUGUGAUGCAUAGUAUACAUAUAUUUUCACACAUGUAUGCCAUUAUAUG